AAUUGAAUUCAUCGGUAAAAAUUCGCGAGUUGUUUAGUUUAAAUACCUAAUGAACAAACAUCACAAUUUUUUGUUUAUGUAAGUACAUAUUGGCGAACUCUCUUUAAAAAGUAAUUCAAAUGUUAACAAAUGCGUCAUCUUGUGAGUUUGUAAUCAGCUAUUAUUAUGAUAAUAUAACCGGAUAUGUAGACGUUUCAUUAUGUUUCAUCGGAGUGAUACUUAACGUAUUAAACAUGCUGGUAUUUUCAAGGAAAAAUAUGGCUUCACCCGCAAAUGUGAUAUUCACUCAUUUAGCCAUUGCAGAUUUACUAAUUUUAUCAGCCAGCAUUCCACCUUCGUGGCUACAGUUCGUUCACUAUGAAAAACAUAAUUACAAAAACGCUACAUACGCAAAAGCAGUCAUUCAUGUAUGUUGUAUGGAUUUAAGAACUACCCUUACCUUUACGUCAGUAUACCUCACAUUGAUGUUGGCCAUAUGGAGAUAUAUCGCUGUAGCCCACCCAUUGAAAGAACGCGAUUGGUGUAACAUGAAGACUACACGUAAUUCAGUGAUAGCUGGUUACAUCGUUGGCGUAUUGCUUAGUAUACCAAGGUACUUCUCAUUUGGAAUUGAAAUGUACAGUUCUGAAUCGUAUUACCCUGAUUAUAAAGAAAAUUCCAUUUUGCGUGAUAUUUCGUAUCUAAUCCGAGCUCUGCUACAACGAUUUCUGCCAUCAGUGGUGCUGUUAAUAUUCAGUAUCAAACUGAUUGCAACCCUAUUAAAAAAAGGACCCAGCAAGGAACAACCAGCUUCAUCUUCAAAUGCUCAAAAUAACGCGAGAAACCUCAAAAUAAAACAACAAACCGAUCGAUCAAUAAUCAUUACCUUGAUAGUCGUGGCACUAUAUUUGAUCGAACAAAUCUCCAAAGGACUGAACCAUUUAAGGCACGGUAGCAUUCUAAAACCUAUUUACAGUAAGUUUAAUUCGAAAUGCUUGGUGCAAUUCGAGGAUGCAGUCGAUACCUUGUCCUACUUCAAUAUGUCCAUCACAUUUGUAGUGUAUUACGCCAUGAGUCGUAAUUUUAGAACCACAUUUAAAUCUUUGUUCAACAGCAAUAUUACUUCUCUUCGAAUUUCAAGCAGACAGAGAACACCUGAUUCCAGUCCAGAAACUGGUCCCGUGGUAAUAAAUGUAAUUUCUGAGAUGACCUAAAAUCAAGCCAGUAAAGCAGUGAUGAGAACUUUUGGGAUUUUAUCCAUGUUGUGGGAGGGCGUGGAAAAAAAAAAGAAAACAUGAGAAUGUUGAUUCUUUCAACAUGAAUGUUUCUUAAAAGAUGGAACAAGGGAAAUUGGAGAAAAUUAUUUCGAGUUGUGGGAAAAACGUGGAAAAACAGGGGGAUUUCAGUAUAAGUAUUUCAUGUGGAAUAAAAGGGAAAUUUUGAGCUGAUACGUAGGGAAAAUGAAAUUUCAUGUUCCUGUCAUUGCAAUGACGAGGUAGAGUACAUAAUAGAAAAAAGGAUGUGUUCUUGAUAAGGGUUCUUCCCAUUUCCCCCCAUAUUUAACACACAUUCCAGAUAAUGGCACCAGAUAUAAUAAAGCUUUAUAACGAACUUAUCUACUAGGUAUACAAAAAUUUCAUUUCAAAGUCAAAUAGAUAAAUAAAUUCUUCGUCACAUAUCAUAUCAGAUAAAAUGAGUAGGAAAAAAAAUCAAAGAUUACAAAUUUUUCUAAAAUCGCAAUUAUAGUUAUGAUGUAAUUGAAGCAUGUGUUUCCAAAACGUACCAAGUCCAAAAAAAUAUUGAUAAGAAAUUCAUGAUACUUAGUACAAUUUGGAAAUGUAGAAAUGGCCCAAAUUGGCUGAUUUUUUCAUAUGUUGUAGCCAAGACCCUUGGGCACAACAUAUCAAAAAAUCAGAGAUUUUGGGCUGCAACUUUAUGCUAAAGGGCCUUGCAACCUCAGAACCUUUGAAUAUGGACUUAGUGCGUUUUGGAAACACAUGCUUAAAUUCAAGUUUGAUAUUAGUCUAGACAUGAAUUUUAGCUGCGUAGGUCCACCAGAAGGGUUUUUAAGGGAUCCUAAAAUGGCUCCAUCCUGAAUAAAAAUUUUAAUGUCCAGUCAAAUUGAUCACUUAAGGCUGGAAAACCCCGUUUCCAUAUGGUUUUAUGGCCUUCAACAGUGCACUUUUGGAAAAUUAAAGUGACUUUUUAAAGGACAGUUUCCAGUACCUCUACCUAAUUAUGGUUUUGAUAUUGUCUAUUAAUUGUUUAGUAUGAUUUGGACCUUUAUUGAGAGGAAAUAUAUUUUUUCAUAAGUACCUACGAGUAAUACAUAC
This is a messenger RNA of Planococcus citri (citrus mealybug), 2312 nucleotides long. RefSeq names its product sex peptide receptor-like. Lineage: Eukaryota; Metazoa; Arthropoda; Insecta; Hemiptera; Pseudococcidae. The transcript has 2 exons. Gene Ontology annotation, molecular function: G protein-coupled peptide receptor activity. Bases 120 to 1193 code for a protein of 357 amino acids. Gene Ontology annotation, biological process: G protein-coupled receptor signaling pathway. Gene Ontology annotation, cellular component: plasma membrane. The record is from RefSeq and is a predicted model, not a curated record.